Trypanosoma brucei brucei TREU927 is the source of this 1560-nucleotide messenger RNA. RefSeq lists its product as hypothetical. NCBI's taxonomy places the organism in Eukaryota, Euglenozoa, Kinetoplastea, Trypanosomatida, Trypanosomatidae. Bases 1 to 1560 code for a protein of 519 amino acids. The record is from RefSeq and is a predicted model, not a curated record. The transcript has a single exon. Gene Ontology annotation, molecular function: protein binding.
AUGCCGCCCAAGCGUUCCAAGCCGGGUGAUGUGGCCGUGGACAAGAGGCCACCAGGGCUUUUAGACGCAACGGUACAACUCGCUUCUUCCGUCAACGCGCCUUCGGGGAUGCGCAUCGGUCACAUCUCAUUUAUUCACCCUGCAAAUGGCCACCUGUGCGUUGUCGGUGGGUGUGAUGUGUCGUCUCUGCCGAAGGCACUUACUCUGCCCCACGAAGAUAAGUCCGCACUAACCAUGCCCUUUCUAGAGUCAUGGAACACUGAAGAGCAGAUGUGGAUUGCGCAACGUGACGAAGAGGAAGAGGAGGCACAACGUCUACACGAAUCAGCUGACAAGGACUCUGUUGGGGAAGGUUCUGAAAGUGCUGGAAGUAGCGAUGGCCAAUCACCGGUAGAGACUUGCGCCACCUUCCCAAGUAAUGGGCUUCAGGAUCUUACAUGGCCGACGUUGGCGGGAAUUGCCCUACAGUGGAAGACGCAGCAUGAGGAACCGGCAGUGAAGAACCCGCCAGUGAUUCAGCCCGCAGGUACGUUAAUGGAACUAAUCGAAAGGAACAAACGGGAUCCUAAAAAAGAAAAGGCAGAGGAUAGGGAAAGCGCGGAGGCACCGCACGCAGCCUCUGCGCGAGCUUCUGCAAAAGCCCCAGUAGUGUUAUUUGUCGGUGGGUGGAAAGACUCCAAGUAUGCCCACCGCAGCAAAAGCAUUGAUCUGGGCACUGGGUCCGUUGCCUAUAUUAAGAGUUUGCCGUCGUCACCUGUGAUGGCCUCGUCGUGCUCAACUGCAACCGUUGUCAAGAACCUUGUGUAUGUUUUCGGCGGUAAUAAUAGCGCGGGGUGCACGUCUUCGAUGGAAAAGGCAGAUCUUACAACGAACAGAUGGAUCGAACGAGGGGUGUCAACAAAAAAUGAGACAGGGGGUUCAAAACCCCAUCCCCGCUCCUCUCAUGUUGCCGGUUUGCUACUGGAGCGGUACAUUGUUGUGUACGGAGGUCGACAGGCGCGAGUUAAUACGGAAACCUCGCAUGGAAAAGCCAAGAAGGCCUCGAAGGUGGAUCCCAGGGCUUCCAUAGUGAUUCCAAGUAUGGAAUUUGAGUUCUGUAAUGACGUUGCUGUGUACGACGUGGAGAACGAGAAAUGGGUAGUCACUUCAGCAGUCGUGAAUAAUAUGGGGCCGGCGCCGAGGUAUGGGCAUGCUGCGUGUGUGCUUAGCCCGUGCGAGCUCUUUGUCCACGGUGGGAUUGGGGCUGGUGGUCAGAUUCUGUCGGAUGCGUGGAUUAUUCAGCUGGAAGAAGAUGCACACGGCGUUGCCCUCUCAUGGGUGAAGAUUAGGACAAGCGACACCAAUGAGGUCCACACUCCAAGCCGUUGCCUUCACUCACUGGCGGUGGGGAAGGGCAGGCGGGUGUACGUCACGGGUGGGCUUUCGCCGGGAGAAGACGUGGUGGAUGUGUGCAUGAUUGACGUGAAAGGUCUUGCGGAUGUUGUCCCUGGUCAGCCAGUGGGACGCAAGGGGGAGCGCUUGCCGACAUCCGCCAAACGCACAGCUUCAAAAUUGAAAUAG